Coccomyxa subellipsoidea C-169 is the source of this 2655-nucleotide messenger RNA. RefSeq lists its product as hypothetical. Bases 58 to 2586 code for a protein of 842 amino acids. The transcript is spliced from 16 exons. Gene Ontology annotation, cellular component: membrane. NCBI's taxonomy places the organism in Eukaryota, Viridiplantae, Chlorophyta, Trebouxiophyceae, Coccomyxaceae. The record is from RefSeq and is a predicted model, not a curated record. Gene Ontology annotation, molecular function: ABC-type transporter activity; ATP hydrolysis activity; ATP binding.
UUUCGACGCCACCAUGGGGCAAUAAGAAUUGAGUUUGAGGUGGCAUAGACCGACAGAAUGGCAGUGCUGUGGGAAAUCUUCGUGCCUGCCGUGGUCUUCGCGCACGUCUUGGGUGGCGUGCUGCUGCUGUACAGUCUAGAGAAGGUGUCUGGCGUGGUUUCCAAGUCCUGGAAACGCGUCUUUGGACGCUUUAGAAGUAGCGCUAAGACCGAGGACGCAGAUCAGUUGAGGGAAAGUUCAGAGACGACCCCUACUGGCGGUCCGACAGAAGAGCUCGAGACUGCCGCACACAAGGCCCGGGCUGUGAACGCCUGGAGACGAGGCUGCAACUGUGAGGAGGGAUGCUACUGCGUGGAUAGAUGGGUGCAGAGGAACAAAAAGGACGUGGAAGCUGGCAACACGACAGCCUCCCACUUGGCUGUGCAGUACCCUGCCGACCUGGCGUGGUUUGAUGUCACAUGCCAUGUCUUGGACCAGAAGACCCUCAAACAGAAGCAGGUACUGCACCCGUCGUCAGGCAAUGCCUACCCGGGUGAAUGCGUGGCUCUGCUUGGGCCGAGCGGGGCCGGCAAGUCCACUCUGCUGGACAUCCUGUCCCUGCGCAAGUCCAGCGGCAAGCUCAAGGGGCAGGUGAUGAUGAACGGGCGGCCCCUGGGGGUGCAAUUCAAGCGCAACAGCGCCUACGUGGCACAGGAAGAUUGUUUCGUGCCCACCAUGAGCGCAUGGGAGACUCUCAAGUUCACCGCCACGCUGACUCUGCCAAAAGCAAUUUCGCCUGAGGACCGGCGAGUGGGCGGGGCGUUGCCGGGAGGCAUCCUGGUGCGGGGCCUGUCGGGCGGCGAGAAGCGGCGGCUGAACAUUGCAUGCGCGCUCAUCUCCGCGCCCUCCAUCCUCUUCUUGGACGAGCCCACCACCGGGCUGGACAGUUUCGCUGCGCUGAACGUAAUGGAGCACAUGAGCAAUCUGGCGGACCUGGGACACACCAUCAUCGCAUCCAUCCACCAGCCACGAUCUGCCAUCUGGGACAUGUUCGACAAGUGCGUGGUGCUGUCAGAGGGGCACAAUCUCUACUUCGGCUCGCCCAAGCGCGCACUCGAUUGGUUCAGCGACGCUCUGGGCUAUUCCUAUUCCUACCAGAGGGACGGCGCCGUCUCCGACUGGCUCAUGGACCUCGUCUCUGUGGGAUUCCAGAAGCCGGCCUCCUACCACAGCAGGUCUAUGUGCUCAGUUGGGGACGUGCAACGGGCGGCGGUGGCGUUCGCCAAGGAGAGGAAGGAGGAGAGGGCUGACGAGCGCGCAGAGAAGGGACUGAGUGGGCGAUCCUCGCCCACCAAGCCUUCCACCCCCCGGGGGGGCAUCGGCAGACAGGGGUCUGCGAAGGUUGCGCCUGCAACGACGGCGCCGGUGGUGGGCCGUACUCGCAGCAGCAUGGGCAAGGCGGGGAGCAUUGCCAGCCUGGAAGACUUGGAGGCUGUGGGCAAGGCCCAGGUCAAAAAGCAGAUGGAGUGGGCCUCGGGAAAAUACGCCGCCAGCUGGUGGACGCAGUUCCGGAUCCUGCUGAACCGCGCGAUGCUGGGUCAGCUGAGGAAUCCCACCGACACCACCUCCCGCCUCUUCCUCUCUACAUGGGUCGGCUGCCUGGCAGGCCUGGCAUUCUAUGACCUGCCCUCCGGCCCGGACAGUGUGACGAGGCGGCUGGCGUUGCUGUUUUUCAUCCUGCUGCUGUUCGAGCUGCUGCCCUUCUGCUACAUGUCCUUCUACGUCGCCGACCGCCGAUUCUUCGCAGCUGACAUCUCGAAUGAUCUGUACCACCCCUCCGCCUACUACCUCUCCUCAGUCAUCGCCAGCAUUCCGUUUGUGAUAAUAAACUCGCUGUGCGGCUGCCUGUGCGCGUACGGUCUGGCGGGGCUGCGGCUAUCGGCGCACGCCGUAUUCUGCGUCUGGCUGACGCCUAACCAGGAUCUGGCGUAUGUGCUGGCGACUGGCUACGUGGCGGCUUCCAUCCUGCUGUCUGGCUUCUACCUGCGCAUCGAUGACAUGAAGCUGGCUGUCAUGCGCGGACUAUCCUACCUCUCCUACACCAAGUAUGCGAUGGAGGCCGUGUCGAAGCUUGAGCUGUCAGGCAUCGUCUAUCCGCCGUGUGGCCCAAACACUUUUGGAAACGCCAUUCCUCAGGGAGCCGCUCUGGCCCCGGGGGCCGGCGGUGCCGAUGCGGCACAGCUGGCGGCCAUGCAGCAGAACAACGCGAUGGCGUCCGGGCAGGCUCCGGGGCAGUGGUCCCCCCCGGCAGGCCAGAACUGGUCCCCCCCCUCCCCCGCCAGCUGGUGGCAGUCGCCGCCCCCCAACGGCCGCGCCUGGUCACCCGCCUCUUUUGGCCGCCACCUCCUCCAGGCGGACAGCGAGGUGGUGCAGAUUGCGAGCGGGGGGCUCACCCCCCAGUGCAACACCACCGGCGACGAUCUACUGGACUUCUGGGGGUACAAGCUGAGCAUCGGCACCUGCGUGGGAAUCCUGCUAGCCUUCUAUGUCAUCUUCCACAUCGGCUCCUACCUCGCGCUCUCCAAGCUCUACAAGCAGAAGCGGUGAGCCGGCCGCCGCGCCGCCGCACGCCCUGCUACGGGCGACGGCGACGCAUCUGCGCCUGUUUUGGAAGAU